GUACUUACUACUCUCCUUUCUUUUUCUCAAACCUAAAAUAAAGAAAGACAUUACUCGACAUUCUCUUUGUUGUUGUUGCUGUUGCUGUUUCUUCUAAUUCAGAAAGGGAAAGAUCACUGCUUUUUUUUAUUUUUAUUUUUAUUUUUUUUGUGUAAAGGAGAACUAAAAGAAACAGAACUUUUACUUAGUUAACAAGACCAAAACACUGUCCUAAAAAUAGAGCCCGAGAAAUUAAUUUUCUUUGGUGAAUCGUCAUUUUAGGAACUACCCAGAUCCGGAUUUCUAUCUAUUGUUUUGCCGUUUCAUUUCUCUUCUGUAUCUGUCUUUCUUUCUGUCAUACAACUCACCUUGCUAUAUUCUAAUUACAAAAAGGGUUCUGGGAUCAGUCAUAUUGUGAGAUUUUGCCCUUCUUGAUGGAUUGUCAUUGCUAUUCUUCGAUUUGAUGAUCUGGGUUAUUUUUAUUUAAACUCUUGCAUUGCAGUCAAUAAUUGGAACUUUCAAGUAUUGCAUUGACGGAUUGGAAACUAAGUGAGACAUUCUCGACUUUGAUAGCCCUGUUUUGAUUGAUGAACUUGGCGCUUAAUGCUGAAAAAAACUGAAGCUAAUAAAAUUUGUUCCCGCUUUGAGAAUCAAGAAACUCUGGACUGGAAUUAUGGGCUGCAUUUGCUCGAAAGGAACUCGAGCAAAUGAAUAUGUACAAAACAAUGGCACAAGCAAAGAAACAACUAAAUCUGGCAAGCAUUCAGUUUCUUCUUCCAAAAGAGAUGAAGCUAUAGCACAGGCUGAUGGCAGUGGCAAUGAUGCCACAGCCAGUUUGAUAUCAAAUCAACCUAGAAAUAAUAAUGGGGGAUCCACCUCUGUAUCAUCUGACGAUGAGGAUAAGAAAAAAUCUGCAAAGGCCAACCAUCAAAAGGUGUCUAGGAUAUUGAGUUUGACACAUGGAGAAAGAGGAGCACAAGUUGUUGCUGGUUGGCCUUCUUGGCUGACGGCUGUGGCUGGAGAAGCCAUCAACGGAUGGGUGCCUCGAAGGGCAGAAUCAUUUGAGAAGUUAGAUAAGGUUGGACAAGGAACUUACAGCAGUGUGUAUAAAGCCCGUGAUCUUGAAACAAAUGAAAUAGUUGCAUUGAAGAAGGUUCGGUUUGCUAAUAUGGAUCCAGAAAGUGUUCGUUUUAUGGCAAGAGAAAUAAUAAUUUUGCGCAGACUUGAUCACCCAAAUGUCAUGAAGCUUGAAGGAAUAAUUACUUCGAAGAUGUCUGGUAGUUUAUACCUUAUAUUUGAAUACAUGGAACAUGAUCUUGCAGGGCUUUUGGCAACACCAGGAAUCAAAUUCACUGAAGCACAGAUUAAAUGUUAUAUGAAACAACUAUUUCAUGGACUUGAGCACUGCCACAGUCAUGGGGUUUUGCACCGUGAUAUUAAGGGGUCAAAUCUUCUGAUUGACCAUAAUGGCAAUCUUAAAAUUGGGGAUUUUGGGCUAGCAACCUUUUACUGCCCUCCUCAGAAGCAGCCUCUCACAAGUCGUGUAGUAACAUUAUGGUACAGGCCCCCUGAGCUUUUGCUUGGUGCCACAAGUUACGGAGUUUCUGUGGAUCUCUGGAGCACUGGUUGUAUUCUUGCAGAACUAUUUUCCGGGAAGCCUAUCAUGCCUGGAAGAACAGAGGUGGAGCAACUGCAUAAAAUUUUCAAACUUUGUGGUUCACCGUCAGAAGAGUAUUGGAAGAGAUCAAAGCUACCACAUGCAACUAUUUUUAAACCUCAACAACCCUAUAAACGUAAUGUUGCUGAGACAUUCAAGGACUUUCCUUCUUCUGCUUUAGGCCUUUUGGAUGUCCUCCUUGCAGUUGAACCUGAGGAUCGUGGAACAGUUAAUUCAGCACUUGGUAGUGAGUUCUUCACAACAAAGCCGCUUCCUUGUGAUCCAUCAAGUUUGCCCAAGUACCCACCAACUAAAGAGUUUGAUGUGAAGCUUCGGGAAGAUGAUGCUAGAAGGCGGAGAGGACAUGGAGGUAAAGGACGGGGACACGAAUCAGCUAGAAAGAAUUCCAGAGUAUCUAAAGCUGUGCCAGCACCAGAUGCCAAUGCAGAGUUGCUGGCAUCCAUUCAGAAGCGACAAGGGCAGUCUAACCCUAAAAGCAUCAGUGAACAGUUCAAUCCUGAAGAAGUGGGUGGUUCUGGCUUCCCCACUGUGCCUCCAGAAGGAACAACAAGAAAUGUCUACUCCCAUUCAGGGAAGUCAAUGCAUCCUACAAAUCAUGGAUCUUCACGUGGUAUGACUGCUAAUGAGAGUGAGGCUCUCAGAACUUCGGGUCAAGCAUUUUCUUCUCCUAAGAAGACUGAAGAGUUGACAACUCAGAGAUCUUUCACUCAACGGGGAGCAGCCCAGUUGUCCAGAUUUUCAAAUUCUGUUGCAGUUAGAGGCAGUUCAAACUCAGAUAGUGGUAGCGAAACAACAGCCAAUUCACACUGGCCAGAGGAUCGAUUUAAUCCUCAACAUAACCAUCUUGAUGAUUCCUCCCACCAUUUACUGGAUAGGCCAAAGUUCUCAGAUAAGGAGUGCCGACCAGCUGGUUUGGAAUCUACAAUGGGUUUCUUUCAAAAGAAAGGGCGAAUCCACUACUCUGGACCAUUGAUGAGUGCAGGAGGAAACAUUGAGGAGAUGCUUAGAGAGCAUGAAAAACAAAUCCAGGAAGCUGUUCGCAAAGCACGUGCGAAUCAGACCAACAAAGCCCAUAAAGGAAUUGAACUGACGGAAUCACUAUUAUACCGGGGGAGAAAUGGCAGGUGACACUGAAGCUGAAACUAAUGAUACCUUUAUUGAUCUAUUAGGAGCAUUUGCAGCAACACAUAAUUAUCAGGUAUUCCUUUUUGGAAGCUUACGAAUCUGAACAUGAAAGGCGAUUCAACUUUAAGGAUCUUUUGAGGGUUUCAUCCCAUCAGAUGUUUUUCUGUCAUCAAAAAAAGAUCCAAAGCAUGAAAAUUAUUUGCUGUAGAUACUUCCAGAAAUGUGAUAGUUGAAAAGCCAUUUUGAGUCCCUUACCAUAGUGUAAGGUAAGAUUGUGUUUCUUGCAAUGCACCGACCAGUCACUUGAUCCCCAAAGAGAGAGAAUCUCUCUUUCCUUUUGGCAUAAUUCAGUUUCCAAGUUAUUUAUUGUAUAGCUGAAAUGAAAUCUGUGAUAUUUGUGGCCACAUUCAAAUUUAUUGCUUAGAGCAGCUUCUCACUCUAAAUACAUCAGUGCAGCUUGUUUUCA
This is a messenger RNA of Ricinus communis (castor bean), 3248 nucleotides long. RefSeq names its product probable serine/threonine-protein kinase At1g09600. The transcript has 9 exons. Gene Ontology annotation, biological process: protein phosphorylation; positive regulation of transcription elongation by RNA polymerase II. The record is from RefSeq and is a predicted model, not a curated record. Bases 653 to 2785 code for a protein of 710 amino acids. Gene Ontology annotation, cellular component: nucleus; cyclin-dependent protein kinase holoenzyme complex. Lineage: Eukaryota; Viridiplantae; Streptophyta; Magnoliopsida; Malpighiales; Euphorbiaceae. Gene Ontology annotation, molecular function: ATP binding; RNA polymerase II CTD heptapeptide repeat kinase activity; cyclin-dependent protein serine/threonine kinase activity.